AUGGGAGCAGGCUAUUUCGCCGCUCAAGGUCCUCUCGAUACCAGUAUGAUCCUCAGAGUAGCUUCCGAGCUCUUUAAUGGCCAAACUCGCGUCCACGCUACAGGUGACGACCCAGCUGCGCACCCUGGCAGCUACGGAGGGCGCACACAGACCCAAAAGGGAAGCAAUCCAAAACGUCGACCAAGCGUUUUCGAACCUUUUGCGAGUCGUCAAGACUGGAAGGACGGCCAGGCAUCAGCGGAGGAAGCGCAAAAGUAUGUCAAGCAAGUCGUCGACAAUGCACAAAAGGUCUACAAGGACGGCUCGACAUUCCUCGACCUCAUCUUUGGUCGCUCUUCAACCGGGUCGGAUGGAAAGGACAAGAGCGACUCUGAUGGUCGAAAGACGCGGUCCCAAACGAGGGAACCGCGACGCGCUAGAGCGUAA
This is a messenger RNA of Acaulospora colombiana, 426 nucleotides long. The record is from the annotation of a GenBank genome assembly. Lineage: Eukaryota; Fungi; Glomeromycota; Glomeromycetes; Diversisporales; Acaulosporaceae.